This is a messenger RNA of Malania oleifera, 624 nucleotides long. RefSeq lists its product as uncharacterized. The transcript is spliced from 2 exons. The record is from RefSeq and is a predicted model, not a curated record. Lineage: Eukaryota; Viridiplantae; Streptophyta; Magnoliopsida; Santalales; Ximeniaceae. The coding region runs from base 1 to 624 and encodes 207 amino acids.
AUGAAGAAGUAUCUUGCUAAAGCCCAAGAGUACGCGAAAGGGUUUGUUCAUUUUGAUAUAGAACACGUACCAAAGGCAGAGAACAAAAAGGUCGAUGCACUUGUGAAAUUGGCCUCAGCAACCAAUUUAGAAUGGAAGGACGCUAUUUAUCUACAGUGGAUAGGGAAGCCCUCAUAUGCGGAUGACAACAUUAACUCGGUGGAAUCUGAAAUUAGCAAGGAGGAUUGGAGGGCGCCUCUAUUCUUGUACCUCCGAGAUGGAUCCCUACCGGAGGACAACAAGGAAUCUCUAAAAGCCAACAAUGAAGAACUCAGAUCAGAAAUCGACCUAUUGGAGAAGAGAUGGGAUCAGGCUAGCCUAAAAGUUGUAGCAUACCAGCAUAGGGUGGCGAAAUACUACAACAGUCGCGUCAAAGUACGGAAUUUCCAGCCUGGAGACUUGGUUCUAAGGAAAACGCGAAACAACCCAACAGAGUCGAGGUCGCACAAGCUGAAGCCAAACUGGGAGGGUCCAUACAGAGUUACAACCGAGAUAAAGCCGGGGACAUACAAGUUGGAGGAUGUAAAGAAGAAAAAGAUUAAUAAUACAUGGAACUCAGAUAUGUUAAAAAAAUACUGUUCUUGA